UGCAGAGAGCGAGAGAGAUUCAUUUCCGAGAGAGGGUACAAAAUAUGCUCUCUCUUGUGGCGGCUGCUGUUGCUCUCUCCUUUUCAUCCCCUGCUGUUUGCCAUGGGAAGAUACACAGAUACACAGUCAUCAUCGGUCCUCCCGAUCAUGGGAUGAGAUGAUGAGGACGAUGCUGCCACCACCACCACCACCACCGAACCCAAACCCAAAUGCAACACAAAACAACCAACCCAAAAAGAGAUGCUCGCCGUGGACUCCCUGCCAUUUACACGAAAAUUCCCAUUUGUCCGGAACCAGAGACGAGACCAGACCCCUGACACAGCCCAGACCAUACCCAUCAUCACCUCUAGUCAAUUCAGUUCGUUGCAGAGCUCGCUCGCAAUCGGAAUCACAGUCUCAGUCCCAGUCACAGUCCCAGUCUCUGUCCGCGUCGUCGCUGUCGCAGUUGCUGUCGCAGUUGCCGUCGCAGUCGUUGCCGUUGCCGUCGCAGUCAACGUUUGAGUUUCCAUCCGUGCGAGUAGGUUUUUUUCGCGCUAUCCGUUGCGUAUCCGUUCGUGGUAAUCAGUAUUGCGGAGACAACCGGCAGAUAAAGACGACACCCAAACCAAACCAUAAUCCCCAAGAAAACCGAAAGGAAAACCUCAAUAUAAACUCGAGUUUAUUGCGGAAAGAAAACCCCAUCGGCGUCUCCGGUGUGUGGGCCAUGUCGCGACGUGUGUUAUGAAAAAGUAUUGCUGAUAUUGUGAUAAUUACUAAGUGAAAUCCACGAGUAUAAACGGAAUCAUGCUGUUCGAUCGAUAUGUCAUAUCAGGCUCUAACGGCGACGACUACGAUCCGAGUGUUGUGCGCCACCUCCACCACCAUCAUCACCAUCACCUGGAUCUCAGCACGCGGGCGCCGCCCUUCGGUCCCCUGCCGGAUCACACGCAGCUUUCCGGCGAGGAUUCCCCCUCGUUUGCCACCCGCCACCACCUGCCGCCACAGACGCCCGGCUCCACCUCGCCGCCCCUAGAGUCGCAGCCACAUCUGCAGCACCAGCCACAAGAUCAGCAGCAUCUGCAGCACCACCAGCACCAGCAACAGCAACAGCACCAGCACCAGCUUCAACAGCAGCCACCGCCGCCCACGUUGCCGCUGGCCGGCUCCUCGGCCGCCUCCAGCAUGGAGCACUUCUUCAACGACCAGGCCCAGGCGGAGCAGCUCCUCCAGGAGUGGGCCCGCCGGCGCGAACCUGUCUGUGAUCUGGAUAUCCGUGAUAGUGGCGUCUACGCCAAGACGCAUCUGCAGCGUGGCACCCGCUACGGGCCCUUCCCCGUGAAGCUCUGCCACCAGCCCAACGAUCCUCAGCUGGCAUGGAAGGCCCAUGCUGGACCCAACUUUAAUGGCUGGCUCGAGCCCACAUCGGACGUGUCGACGUGGCUGAAGAAAAUCCGAUCCGUGAAGGACAUCGAGUGCAUCGAAGAGGCUAAUUUACACAAUUACAUAAUGGGCGGCUGUUUGUGGUACGAAACGAAUCGGUAUAUCAAUGCAGGCAGUGAAAUGGUCGUCGAUGGCCGUCCCAAGACUCCGUACCAGAUCAAUGACAACUUUAUGACCGGCGGCGGGGUCCUGGCGGCAGCAGCAGCCGCCGCAGCAGCCGCAGCAGCGGCAGCAGUCGCCUCGGGAGCCACCAGUGGCGGGGGGAGUUCAUUACCCAGCGACGAUCGAAGCGAUCGAGAUAAUGGCUCCCUCUACAGCGGCGACGAAUUCUCCAAAGACAAGAAAAACUCAUCGCUAAUCAGUCAAGGCGAUAUUGAUUUCACAGACGACGAGAACGGUUUCGACAUACGCUGUGAGGUCUGUGAUAAAGUCUUUCCGGAUUUAGAACGGUUGGACGAUCAUCUAGUGGGCGCCCAUCACUUCAAGCAGGACGAAUUCCCAUGCAAACUCUGUGCCCAGCGCUUCAGCCAUCGUCCUUUGUUGAUCAAACACGAGGCGAUAUCCCACAAUAAUAUACGGAAAUAUUCCUGCGAGAAUUGUAGCAAGGUAUUUUGUGACCCAUCGAAUCUACAGCGCCAUAUUCGCGCCUACCACGUCGGCGCUCGCUGUCAUCCGUGUCCGGAGUGCGGAAAGACAUUUGGGACCUCGUCGGGGCUCAAGCAGCACCAGCACAUCCACUCCUCGGUGAAGCCGUUCGCCUGCGAGGUGUGCUUCAAGGCGUACACGCAGUUCUCGAAUCUGUGCCGACACAAGCGGAUGCACGCCACCUGCCGCAUGCAGAUCAAGUGCACGAAGUGCAACCAGAGCUUCAGUACCGUCACCUCGCUCUCGAAGCACAAGAAGUUCUGCGACUCCACGGGCUCGUACCGCAACCAGCCGUUGGGGCGCCACCAGCAUCCGUUGUCCGCCACCUCGACAUCCAGUCAGCCCCAGCAAGGGAGCGACUCUCAGGGAGAAUCAUCAUCUGCUGCUGCUGCGGCCGCUGCUGCCGCUGCCGCCAUGACGACGCCACCAAAUCCCUUCCUCAUGUUCCGCCCAGGACCUCCGUUCUUCCCUGGAUUUCCGCCGUAUGGUCUCCCAGGGAUCUUCCCGUCGAGUCCCCUGAGGGCCGCCAACUUUCCGCUCUUCUUUCCGAAGCCACCGAUGGACAUGGGCUGCGGCAUGCCGCCCAUGACCUCGCCCAAUGCCGCCUUCCGCCAUCAUCCCUUCGCCCUGGAUCUGGAGAGACAGCAGGGCGGACGGUCGCCCCAUCAGGAGCAUCAUCAGGCGAAGGCGGAGCGAGGCUCCACGCCCGACGAGAAGAAGCUCAAGUCGGAGCCACUCCUGCAGGUCUCCGAAGAGGACGACGACGAGGAGGAUCUCCAGUCCAGGGAAAUGAAAAUGGAGCACGAAGAAUCCAAAAAGGAUCUCAAGUCUGAGGAGCGGAAGGAGCCGAAGAGGGAGAACUCGCCCGAUCAGCAGCAGGCUGAAGAUGAUAGGAAAUCUAUCGACAUCAUUAGCACGCCACCGCCCACGGACUCGACGUCGGAGAAACCCACCUCGGAGCUGCCUCUCGAUCUGUCCAUUUGCCGCAAGCGUUUCCCCUCCUACCGCAGUCGCACGCCGUCGCCGACGCCUUCGCCGCUCAUGUUUCUGCCCGACGAGGACGUGGAUGCAGAGCCUCCGAUGAAGCAGAGCCGCAAGAGCCACAGCUCGGGGGAGUCCUCCACGUCGCGGCAGUCCUACAAGGGCAGCAGUCCCACGCCCAGUGCCUCGCCAGGACCCACACCAUCGCCAUCGCCGCCCACAAGUGCCGGGGGGGAGAUGAGCAGCAUGUCGGAGGGAGCUGUGGCAGCGGCCCAGGCUGCAGCAGCGGCCGCUGGAGCGGCUGAGGCUGCCACGGCGGCGGCCAUGGCCUGUCCGCGGCCACUGCACCCGCUGCUGCUGGAGGAGAUCUAUCGAUCGCGCGCCCUGGCCGGACUCUCCCAGCGCACGUUUCCUUUUUUAUGCCCAACGGGCGGACGGCCAAAUAUUGAGGCGAUGCUGACAGCAGGAGCAGCCAACGGCAAGGGCUGCUCGACACCCUCGACCAGGCCGCUUCCGCCCGUGAAUUUCCGCGAGGCGUUGCGCUACGCCACCGCCAGUGCCCGCUCACCGAGCGCCCUCAAGACCAAGGACCGCUACACCUGCAAGUUCUGCGGCAAGGUGUUCCCCCGAUCCGCGAACCUCACGCGUCACCUGCGCACCCACACGGGCGAGCAGCCGUACUCCUGCAAGUACUGCGACCGGGCCUUCAGCAUCUCCUCGAACCUGCAGCGCCACGUCCGGAACAUCCACAACAAGGAGCGGCCCUUCCGCUGCGAGCUGUGCGAUCGGUGCUUUGGCCAGCAAACGAAUCUCGAUCGUCAUGUGAAGAAGCACGAGGCGGACGCCAACGGCACUGGCGGGGGCUUUGGCGACUUCAGGGACUCCCCCAGUUCCGCGGAGGCCGAGCGCGAUGAGUACUUCGACGAGAUCCGCACCUUCAUGAAUCGCGUGUACACGCCCAACAGCUUGGGCGGGGCCGAUGGCGACACGGAGGAGUAUGCGGGCAGCGAUGAUCAGUUGUCCGUGUCCACCCGUCAGUCCGUCAAUCUCGACAAGGAUACCAGCAACAAUAAUACCAGCAACAGCAACAACAACAAUAACAACAACAGCAACAGCACGAAUGGAGGAAAGGCCAUUACAGUGAGCACUUGAAGAAGUGACCCAAGAAGGAGUACGGGAGAGUAGUCCAAGUGUUGAAUUGUUAGGCUAGGUCAUUGAAAACUUACUUUAACUUUUACUUAAGCGUGCCUCCGAGAGGGAAUCUAAUGUUUAAGUAGUCUCUAUUUCCACGAAAAACUUAACCAUGUAAAAUUGUUCGAAAAAAAACACUAUUCGUUAGCUAUGCAAUCAAUGGAAAAAGACGGUGAAGCAUGCAGUAUAUAUACAGCUCUGAUAUUACGGAUUACGGAUUACGGAUUACGGAUUAAAGGGAAAGCCACAUGUUUCAGUAAACCAUAUACCAUAUACAUUUAAACUAUAUAUACGAUCUAUAGACACACCCACUCUACUACUAAAACCACCUUAAAUUGUAGCUAAUUGCCCUUUGUACAUAAAUAUAAUGAAGAUCCUAACUUUAAC
This is a messenger RNA of Drosophila miranda, 4623 nucleotides long. RefSeq names its product transcription factor hamlet. The coding region runs from base 784 to 4197 and encodes 1137 amino acids. Lineage: Eukaryota; Metazoa; Arthropoda; Insecta; Diptera; Drosophilidae. The record is from RefSeq and is a predicted model, not a curated record. The transcript is spliced from 8 exons. Gene Ontology annotation, cellular component: nucleus.